Messenger RNA from Chilo suppressalis (striped riceborer), 7749 nucleotides. The record is from the annotation of a GenBank genome assembly. NCBI's taxonomy places the organism in Eukaryota, Metazoa, Arthropoda, Insecta, Lepidoptera, Crambidae.
AUUUAUUUUAAGUUUACAUAAUCGUACUAGAAUCGGAUCCACUAACAACUUAGAGCAUUUACGAUCGUAAAUGCUCUAAGAUUAACAAACGUUAUGAUUUGAAGUACAAUUGAAUACUAGAGUUAUUCAAUUUACAUACAACUACAUGCAAUUGAAUUAUCCACAGACAACGUACGUCAAUGAACAGCCCUACGAGAAGCCAUCAUAGCCGCCAUUUUGAGCAAUUUGUUAUUUCCGCCUUUGCGGUGUUGACUUGAGAUGCGAAUUUCAUACAAAAAGCUAGUGUAAUGUGGACUUAUUAAUUUUUGCGUAGUGUUUUUCAAAUAAUAGUGAAAAUGGGUGAAGAAUAUAUGGACGCGCAGGACUCUAUAAUGAGCGAAAUGCAGAAUCGCGGCAACGAAAUGAAUGAACCUCCUGGGGGUGAUGUGCCCAAGGAUUUCGCUGAUAUGAUGGGUUAUGAGGACGGAGGAGGUUACGAAGAUGACGAUAAUAACUUUAGAGGCAACAGAGGGCGUGGUAAUUUCAGACGUGGAGGCCGGGGCCCGCCUCCCCCCGCAUGGAUGAACGGCCCCCCGCCGCCGAUGAGGUUCCGCGGGCGCGGCUACGGCCCCGGCGGUCCCCCCAUGCGGGGCCGCGGCUUCUUCCGGGGCCGCGGCGGGCCUCGCUUCGGACCCAACAACGGCCCCAACUUCGACAACAACUGGGGACCGAUGGGCCCUCCCCCGCCGGGAAUGAUGGGUGGGCCGCCUCCCUUUGGCCCCCCGCCUGGCAUGAUGCCACCAGGGGGGCCGAUGGGACCGCCGCCCAAUAUGAUGGGGCAGCCGCCUCCGUUUGGAGGACCUCCUGGAAUGCCACCACCAAAUAUGCCCGCACCAGAGCUGUGGGUGGAGACAAAGUCUGAGGAUGGGAAGUCUUACUACUACCACGCGCGCACCCGCGAGACCACGUGGACCAGGCCCCAGGAGAGCCCCACUGUCAAAGUGAUCACCCAGGCCGAGAUGGAGGGGAUGGCUGCCACUGGCCAGCUGCCCGGCAUGGUAGGCGGCGCUAUGCCCAUGGGCGCUCCGAUGGGCGCUCCGAUGGGCGGCCCGAUGGGGGCUCCCAUGGGCGGGAUGCCCAACGGGAUGCCGCCCAACCACCCGCCCUUCAUGUCGCAGCCCCCGCCCUGGCUCAAGGAACCGCCCAAUAUGAACAUGCCCCCUCAGAAGCAGGAUAAACCCGAAGAAAUGGGUCAGGAGGCAGACGAUAUGCCUCCGGGCGAAGGGGCACCCACGCAGCCUCCAAAUGGUAACAUGAUGACAGGCUUCCCCCCACCAGGGAUGCCUGUAGGCCCGCCCGGUCCCGCGGGCCCCCCGUCGGGUCCGCCCGGGUUCGGGCCGGGUCCGGGCCCGGGCCCUGGUGGGUUCGGGCCCGGCCCCGGCUGGCCCCCCGGCUGGGGCUGGACCCCGCCCCUGGGGCACCCGCCGCCGGGGCUACAGCCGCCCCCCAAUCAAGCCCCGGCCCUCCCCAACCCGGCACAGAACGCCCCACAGUUAGCUGACACAUUCAGAGCGCCGCCGGCACAGAUGCCGCCCGGGGAAGCGGCAGAACCGGCGCCGUCUCCGAAACCGGCACAGACGGUGAUACCAGCAGAUCUGAUGGCCCGGGCCGAAGAAUGGACCACUCACCGAGCCCCAGACGGAAGACCUUACUACUACAACGCAGGCAAGCAGGAAAGUGUAUGGGAGAAGCCCAAACCUCUCAAGGAGCUGGAGGAGCUGCAAGCGAAAAUAGCAGCCGAGAAAGGAGAGAAAGUCGAGAAGAAGAAGGACAAAAUCGAGAUUGAUGACAGCAAAAUUGAAGUGAUCGACGUAGAAGCGCACGCGGAAGCUGCCGCCGCGGCCGAAGCGGAGCGCGAGCGCGAGGCCGAACGCGAGCGCGAGCGCGAACGCGAACAGGACGCGCGCCGCGAACGCGAGCGGCUCGAGCGCGAGCGGGCCGAGAAGGAGCGCGCGGAGAAGGAGCGAGCCGAGAAGGAGAAGGCGGACAAGGAGAAGGCGAAGCAGGAUAGGAGCAGACCGAUAUCCAGCACGCCUAUAUCUGGGACGCCUUGGUGCGUGGUAUGGACUGGUGACGGCCGCGUGUUCUUCUACAACCCGACUGCACAUUCUUCAGUGUGGGAACGACCCGCGCAAUUAAUAGGCCGCGCCGACGUCGACAAAGCUGUGUGUCAGCCGCCCGCCGCCCUACUAGACCUGCACCGUAAAGAAUCUGCGAGCGCGUCCGCGAGUGGGGCUAGUGGCUCGACGGCAGUUUCUUCUAGCAACGGCGACCUUAAACGCGCCGCAGACUCGGACAGCGACUCGUCCGAACCAGACCCGCCGAAGAAGACCAAGACGGAUGACGUACCAACGAAAUCUACCACAGCCACGGGCGGAAUCGAAGCUGGGGCGGCGUCUGCAAUGGAAGCGGAGAUGAGAGCGGCCCGAGAACGAGCCGUAGUGCCCCACGAGCAGAGGCUGAAGGCGUUCCUGCUGAUGCUGCACGAGAACCACGUGUCUGCGUUCAGUGCCUGGGAGAAGGAGCUGCACAAGAUCGUCUUCGAUCCCAGAUAUUUGAUGCUGGACACUAAGGAGAGACGGCAGGUAUUCGAUCAAUACGUCCGGGACCGGGCGGAAGAGGAACGCAAGGAGAUGAAGAACCGCCUGCAGCAGAAGAAGACUGCCUUCAGGCAGCUCAUGGAGGAGGCCAAGCUGCACUCCAAGUCGUCGUUCAACGAUUUCUCGUCGAAGCACGGUCGCGACGAGAGAUUCAAGGCUAUCGAGAAACCCCGCGACCGCACCACCUACUUCAACGAGUACCUGGCCGAGGUGCGCAAGCGGGACAAGGAGGAGAAGGAGCGCAAGCGAGAACAGGCAAAGACCGAGUUUAUCGCUCUACUCAAGGAGAAGAGUGUGGACAGACACGCGAGAUGGGCUGACGUCAAGAAGAAAGUGGACUCCGAUGCCAGAUACAAGGCUGUCGAUAGCAGCACCAUGAGGGAAGACUACUUCAGGGAGUACUGCAAGCUGGUGAAGGAAGAGAGGAAGAAGGAGAAGGACGGCAAGGAGAAGGAGAAGGACCGCGAGCGCAGCAGUAAGAAGGAGAAGAAAGACAAGGACCGCGACAAAGAGAAGGAGAAGGAGCGAGACAAGGAGAGCAAGAAGAAGAAGGACAAGGGAGAGCCGAAGGAAGCGGCCCCCGAGCCGGUGGAAGAGGUGGAAGAAGCAGAGCCGGAAGAAGCAGAAGCGCAGGAAGAGGAGGCGGCUCGGGAGAAGGAGAAGGAGGCGCGUGCGCAGGCGUCCAUCAAGGAGAGGGAGAAGGAAGUGCAGAGGGCGUUGGCGACCAGUCUACGGGAUAGGGACAAAGAGAGGGAGUACCACAAGCGAGACGAAGCUGUGCAGCAUUUCAACGCCCUCCUGGCGGAUCUGGUCCGCAACCCGGAGCUGUCGUGGCGCGAGGCCAAGAAGCAGCUGAGGAAAGACCACCGGUACAGCCUCGCAGAACUACUCACCAAGGAAGACAAGGAGCGUCUAUUCGGUCAGCACACGUCGACAUUGGCCAGCAAACGUCGGGAUAAAUUACGCGCUUUGCUGACCACAUUGGGCGUAUCUUGUACAGCGCACUGGAGAGACGUGAGGGCUCAGCUAGAGAAACAGCCCAACGCGCCUGCCUAUACUAGCGCCUCGCAGAUGGAGCGAGAAUUCCGCGAUUACCAGCGCGACAAGCAGAGUGCUGCAAAGACUGCGUUCCGCCAGUUGUUGCUGGAGACCAGGUCCAUCACCCACAAGAGCCACGCGGCCGUCAACGAGAACCCGGCCGCUCUGCAGGCCAUACACCAGACCUUGAAGCACGACGCCAGGUACCUAGCUUUGGAGCACAUCGCCGAGGAGAGAGAGGGCAUGCUGACGUCAUACCUGGAGGAGAUGGACAAGAAGGGACCCCCCCCUCCACCCACUGCUACGGAACCCAGCAGGCGCUCCAAGCAGUGACAGUUGGCGCUUGACGGGGUUCAGCACCAAAUAGAAACAAAUUAAGUCCACACGCGGUCAACACGCCGUCCACGAGCCAGCCACACCUCAAUAAUUACCUACUAAUUUAACAUUCACAGCCAAACUUAGAGACGUGAAUACACUUUAAAUAAUUAUUCUUAGAAAAAAAAACUAUUCAGUCGAGGCGUCACACAGGAAUCGUAUCCGCACCCUUCACCAUACGGGCGGACGAACUAACCAGUUAUGCUCCCGACACCUCAAUAGGCGUGUCGAAUUUCCUCUAGUAUUUCUUAGGCAACAACGCAGCGCCAUCUCUUCUCAUUGAAGGUAACCCACAAUGUCAAAUGAAUAGUUUUACAAUUUGAAAGAAAAAAAUAGCAAAAAGCUAUUUGACAGUAUUCAAAAUAAACUACCAAUUAUUGACAUCGAUGUAACUUUUCAUUUGUGAGUAUGAACAUUGAAGCACCAAUCUUGGCAUGUGUAUCAUGUAACAUGAAUAUUGGGAGCGAUAAAUCCAAUAUUCUAACAAAAAACAGCUAAUAGUAUUACUUUAAAAUCAUUAAUAAGAAGCGUUUUUAUGUUUUUUGUCACGUGUCAGAAAACGCCUGGGAUUGGUGGAGCGCGAAUGACGUCACCAGCCUGUAAACACACCGUAUUCGCUUGAUGAACGUUUCGGCGGCAUAUUUGAAAACUAAAUAUUUUAUUUUCGUUUCAUUACUGAUUAUAUGCACCAGAGUUAUAAAUAUCCACUCUUAGUGAAGUCACUGUACACAAAUAAAUAAAGUAUGGCCAUUUUCAAAACUUGUUAAAUUCAUAAUUUAAAGAAGGAAAUCGCAAAAUAACACGUUAUUUUUGUAUUAUGUUGUCACGUGAUCGCAACUGCCUAGGAUUGGCUGAGACUAAAUGACGUCACACGUUUGUAAAGUUGCUGUUAGAUUGACAACCUAUCUAACGUUUGAUUAUCGUUUUAAUAAUAAAUACAAUGAAAACUUAAAAAUACAGCUUAUUGCCAAAUUAUUGACUGUUUACCAAGUCGAAUAAGAUAAAAUGCUAACUGUCCUGUCUGUAUGUUUAAGUUGAAGUAAUAUUGUUUUUCCGUAAUUGUUAUAAAAUUUAUAUAAUCUAAUCUAUUUCGGGUAUGAUGAAUCUUUAUGAAUUGAAUUAGGCUGUGAAUUAACAAAGGACAUGGUAAAAUUUUGUAUGAGCGACUGCCCUAGCAAUGUAUAAAUAUUUUACUUAGUAAUAUAUAAUGCAGAAUUGCUGAAUAUUUAUAAUUUCUAUGAAAAGGGGCUCAGGAACUUUUGAUAAAGUCACAAUCUUGAAAAUUAUGAGAUCUCCUACGACGUCAUUACCUUGCUACAUUUGAUAAAAGAUGUUGCCAAUUAUUUACAGAGCCAUCAAAUUCGCAUUUUCUUAGAAUAUUUCUUCACAUUUAUCUGAUUAACACUUCACAAAAAGCAUUUUAUAAGUAAAAAUGAAUACAAAUAAUUUGUUGUUGUCGGCCUGACAUGAAAUCUGUGAAGUUUUAUUUUGUUCAUUGGCAAAAAUCAAAGCAUUAAUUAUCAUACAGCCUUCUCUCAAGCCUGAUCAGAAAAAUAAAACCUAUUAUUAUAGGCCUUCAGUGAUUUUAUUAUAAUAAAAAUAAGGGCCAAAUAUGUCAUAGUUUUUGGAAGUUUUGAAUUAAUAUUGUUUAUUUCGAUAUACUGACAGAAAUAUUUUUAGUAUACAUUUAUUGUUCAUUUAUUUGAGUAAAACGGAACAUUUCCCUUUUGAAACAGACAUGAAGUCAAUUUUUUACUCUUAAAUAUUUGAUUAUUUCACGAAAGUUGUAAGAGAAUUAUAAAUACGUAAUAAUUAAUAAAAAAAUAUUAUAUAAUUAUGGGCUAGUGCAAAAUAAUUAUACACGUUAAGGGCAGUUUCUUAGCCAUGUCCUUUAACUGUAAUUAAAUUUGAAUCUGGACUAAACUGAUACUGUCACUUUUGCUUGCUAAAAAGAAAACGGGGACGACAUUAGGUUUAAAUCAAGACUAACUUUAAUCCGAUAGUUUUUGAAAUAAGGCGGAUGUUUUUUUUUCGGUUUUACUUCAAGAGUAUACAACUCUAGGUAGGUAUAACAAAUUUUAGCAUUUCUAUAGUGAAAUUAAGAUUUUUUUCUAUCAAAGGAUGAAGACGAUUUUGAAAUCAUUUUAGGAUUUCGUAAUUAAAAGUAUAUAAAGACUUGAGACUUUCUGUCCCUCUCGCAGAUGCUGUUCUAAGUAACGUGCGAAAGGGACAGCAUGUCGGAAUUUUCAACUUUUUUCUUUAAUGACACGAGUUAUAGCAACAAUUUUUUGUUUUGCUUCCGCAAUAUUCACACAAUGAGAAUUUAUAUAGCCGCUAUAUAAAAAUAUGUAAUGAUAAAUUUAAAAAUGUAUGUAUGAACACCCACAUACAAGACAGCAUAAUUUUUUUUUUGCUUCUGGCAAACCCUUAUCGUAUGAGUGCAACACGCACAUGAACUUUUUUUUAGAUUUCUUGAUUAGGAUAUUACUUAGUAAUAUUUUUUUACAAAUAAUUCCAAAGUGACGUAUUUAUUUAUUACAUUAAUGUGAUAAAAGGCAAAAAAUUAAAUUAUGCCGGUACAGUCGAACGAGUGUGCGGUCUGCCAUUUUAGCGAUAGUACCUUACACUAUAUUUGUAACCAGUGCCGUCUUUGACCUAUUGGAGGCUCUGGGCAUAUUAGGAUAAUGGGGCCGCUAUGACCCCCGUUUGGUGAUUUAACAGGAACUAGGGACUUUGUAUUUGAUCUGAGGGGGGCCCCUAUCGAUCGCGGGGCCCUUGGCACUUGCCCAAAGUGCCCACUGGGAAAGAGGGGUCUCUUUGUAACACACACAAAUAUUUAAAGGAAUAAAAGAAAAAGCUAUAUUUUGAAAUAAUAUUCAACACUACCAUUAACCACCAACAUUAUUAUUCAGAAUCCUUACAUUAUUUUAAAGUAAGGUAAAUUUUGAUAAAAGUUUGACGUAUAUUUAAUUAAAUUGCUGUUCAAGCGACGCGGAUGAGCUAUAAUGAAUCUUGAAAUUUGCGACCUGAUGAUGUAAUUAUAUAAAUUUCAUUAAAAUCGAUUUAUUUCAAAUCGAAAAAUCUACAUAAACGUCUUUAGGUACAAAUGUAAGAAUGUAAAGAUUGUAUUUUUCGUUAUAAAUGGACUGAAUAUCUUUUCACUGUUCUUCUAUUAAUCACAAUUGAAUUUUUUUUAUGAAUUAUCCUCUUCUGUGUUCCCCCUUUACAUAUGGAUAUAGUAAAGAAUUGUAUACUAAUAACGUAGUUCAAACUAACAUCGUCUGAAAGUGGCAGGUUGCAGACUACCUUGACUGUACUGUGAUGGCGGCGUGGUAAAGUUCCAUGGUCACGUCACGUCACAACGGCUUAGUUAAGUUCCAUGGUCAAAUGACAGUAGUGUGGUAAAAAUCCAAGAUCACGUCACGUGGGCUUGGUAAAGUUAGAUGGUCAAAUGACAGUGUCUUAGUAAAAAUCCAAGGUCACGUCACGUGGUCUUCGUAAAUUUAGAUGGUCAAAUGACAGUAUCGUGGUAAAUAUCCAAGGUCACGUCACGAGGGCUUGGUAAAUUAAGAUGGUCUAGUAGUGACAGUGGUGUGGUAAAAAUUCAAGGUCAUGUCACGAGGGCUUGGUAAAUUAGGAUGGUCAAAUGACAGUGGUGUGGUAAAAGUCCAAGGUCACGUCACGUGGGCUUGGUAAA